AGGGAAACGGAUAAAGUUUGUGUCAUCCCUCCCACCCUGUCUCCAGUAGCACCUAUAGUUUGUGGUGAAGCAAAAAUGCUUGCCAACCCUAGCUUCCAUGGAGGACCUCUCCACUUCAUACCAACAGUUCGCAACAAACUGUGCAGGUCCUACGCUUGCCCAAUACUACUACAUAGCAGAACCCUUGCUUCCUCAACACUGGAAAACAGGAAGAACAGAAGAAGAAGACGAAGUUUUACUCAGUUCUCCAUAAGAGCCUCAGAGGAGCCUCAGGACGUGUCUGUUUUAGCUGCAGCACUUCAAGCUUCCCCCUUCUCUGUCCGAAUUCCCGUUGGCGAUAGACAUAUUACGGUUGAGACAGGUCUUAUAGGGAGGCAGGCUAGUGGGGCUGUUACAAUUAGAGAUGGAGAAACUAUUAUCUAUACUACUGUUUGUUUAGCCGAUGUCCCAAGUGAGCCUUCUGAUUUUUUCCCGCUUUCUGUUCAUUAUCAAGAACGUUUUUCUGCAGCUGGUCGGACGAGUGGGGGAUUUUUUAAACGAGAGGGGAGGACAAAAGAUCAUGAGGUUCUCAUUUGUAGAUUGAUAGAUAGGCCUUUACGUCCAACCAUGCUCAAGGGGUUCUACCAUGAAACUCAAGUACUUUCUUGGGUAUUAAGUUAUGAUGGUUUGCAUCCACCAGAUGCCUUGGCAGUUACGGCUGCUGGAAUUGCUAUGGCUUUGUCAGAAGUACCAAAUUCAGAAAUUGUAGCAGGAGUUCGAGUUGGUCUUAUUGGUGAGAAGUUCAUCGUGAAUCCAACUAUACAGGAAAUGGAAAACUCGAAAUUGGAUUUGUUACUAGCAGGCACCAGAAAUGCAAUAUUGAUGAUUGAGGGGUACUGUGAUUUUCUUCCCGAGGACAAGUUGCUUGAAGCUGUAGAAGUUGGGCAGGAUGCUGUGCGGGGUAUCUGCAAGGAGGUGGAAGCUUUGGCGCAGAAAUGCGGAAAGCCAAAAAUGCUUGACGCCAUUAAAUUACCUCCCAAGGAGCUGUAUAAGCUAGUCGAAGAAAUUGCUGGCAGUGAGUUGGUGGAAGUUCUACAAAUCAAAAACAAGAUUCCAAGAAGAAAGGUGUUAUCAUCAUUGGAAGAACAUGUAAUAAGCAUAUUGUCUGAGAAGGGUUAUAUCAGUACAAUGGAAGCUUUUGGGUCAACUGAGACGAUGCCAGAUUUGCUAGAGGAGGACGAGGAUGAAGAAGUGGUGGUUGAUGGUGAAGUUGAUGAGGGUGAUGUUCACAUAAAGCCGGUUGCACGAAAAACUGUCCCAUUGCUGUUCUCUGAGGUGGAUGUGAAGCUGGUAUUCAAGGAAGUUACUUCCAAAUUUUUGCGGAAACGGAUUGUGGAGAGAGGUAAGAGAAGUGAUGGCAGGAGCCCUCAGGAGAUACGAUCGAUUGACGCACGCUGUGGACUGCUUCCUAGGGCACAUGGGAGUGCUCUCUUCACUCGAGGUGAAACACAGUCAUUGGCGGUGGUAACACUUGGUGAUAAGCAAAUGGCACAGAAGAUAGACAACCUUGUCGAUGAAGAUGAAUACAAGAGAUUUUAUCUUCAGUACUCAUUUCCACCCUCGUGCAUUGGUGAAGUUGGGCGGGUAGGGGCCCCAUCUAGAAGAGAAAUUGGUCAUGGAAUGCUUGCAGAGAGAGCACUAGAACCAAUAUUGCCUCCUGAAGAUGACUUCCCUUACACUGUUCGUGUUGAGAGUACCAUCACUGAAAGCAAUGGCUCAUCGAGUAUGGCGUCUGUAUGUGGUGGGUGCUUAGCUUUGCAAGAUGCUGGUGUUCCUGUUAAGUGUUCUAUCGCAGGCAUAGCAAUGGGUAUGGUUCUGGACACAAAGGAAUUUGGUGGAGAUGGAACUCCACUCAUCCUUUCAGACAUAUUGGGUUCUGAAGAUGCAUCAGGAGAUAUGGAUUUCAAGGUUGCUGGAAAUGAUGUUGGUAUUACGGCAUUUCAGAUGGACAUAAAGGUAGGAGGAAUUACGUUGCCAAUCAUGAAACAAGCUCUCUUACAAGCUAAAGAUGGCCGAAAGCACAUUCUUGCUGAGAUGUCAAAAUGCUUGCCACCCCCUUCAAGAAAGUUGUCAAAGUAUGCUCCGCUAAUCCAUGUUAUGAAGGUUAAACCAGAAAAAAUAAACCUUAUCAUUGGCUCUGGUGGAAAGAAGGUGAAGAGCAUUAUUGAAGAAACUGGUGUUGAAGCUAUUGAAACACAAGAUGAUGGCGUGGUGAAAAUAACUGCCAAGGAUUUGUCAAGCCUGGAAAAGUCAAAAUCCAUCAUUAGUAAUCUAACAAUGGUUCCAAUUGUUGGUGACAUAUAUAGGAAUUGUGAAAUUAAAUCUAUUGCACCUUAUGGAGCUUUUGUGGAGAUUGCGCCUGGACGAGAGGGAUUAUGCCAUAUCAGUGAGCUAAGUGCAAAUUGGCUAGCCAAGGCUGAAGAUGCCUUCAAAGUUGGAGACCGCCUGGAUGUCAAGCUCAUAGAGAUCAAUGACAAGGGGCAACUUCGCUUAAGCCGACGUGCAUUACUUCCAGAUGCCGAGCCCGAGAAACAAAGUACAAAGGCACGCAGUGCUAGCCUUCAAAAUGACAAUGUAGUUUCACCAAGAACUCCAGAUAAGGGUAAACCUAAGAAAGCUGUGACUGUAUCAAAGGAUGGUUCAGCAUCAGAGAAUGCGGAACCUCUCAAGGAGAACAGUUCCCGAAAAGUAUCAAGCCCAGCCGCAGACAAGCCCCAACCAAAAAAAAGUGGCGGCAACAUCUCCAACAAAAGUGGAAAUGCAGUAGUCAAUGGAGAGGCAAAAGUUGUAUAAGAAAGCUAUAAUGGGGGAGUAAUUCAGUCUCAUUUUCAAAAUGUGGCAGAGGAUGGAGAGUUUGGAAGAAUUGAGUUAUUGGAUUGGGUGAAAUUCAGAUAGUUCUUUUUCUGUCAAAUUGAGAGGGGUUAUGAUUCAAGCUUUGACAUCAGAGUUAGCCGGUUGAUUCUGACUGGUUUUAACAGUGGAAGAAAAUGUAAAUGCAGUAAUUUUCGUGGCGAUACAUGUUUCUCGUGAUCAAGAUACAUGGUUCUGAAGGACCUCUACGAUCAGUUGAUACAUCAAUGAAGCUUGUUUUGCUGUAACCAUUCUGAAUAUAUUGAAGUUAGGAAUUGCAAGCUGCCCGAUAGCCAGCAUAUCAAACUUGAAAGCAAAGUACUAAGGUUGAGAUGCCACUGUGCUGGAAAUUUUCGGUUUCCACCAGAAGUUCCUGGUUCAGACCCAUAGUAGUUGAUGUAAUACCUUGAAGCUACCAAGAGAUGGUGCGAUGCUAUUAAAGUCCUCAUUUUAAUAUAUAAAUUUAUUUAUUAA
Lycium barbarum (goji berry) is the source of this 3363-nucleotide messenger RNA. Its product is annotated as probable polyribonucleotide nucleotidyltransferase 1, chloroplastic. Gene Ontology annotation, biological process: mitochondrial RNA 3'-end processing; mitochondrial mRNA catabolic process. Gene Ontology annotation, molecular function: polyribonucleotide nucleotidyltransferase activity; RNA binding; 3'-5'-RNA exonuclease activity. NCBI's taxonomy places the organism in Eukaryota, Viridiplantae, Streptophyta, Magnoliopsida, Solanales, Solanaceae. Gene Ontology annotation, cellular component: chloroplast stroma; cytosol; mitochondrion. The record is from RefSeq and is a predicted model, not a curated record.